Messenger RNA from Topomyia yanbarensis, 4759 nucleotides. RefSeq lists its product as uncharacterized. The transcript has 10 exons. Gene Ontology annotation, biological process: regulation of GTPase activity; signal transduction. Bases 1078 to 4449 code for a protein of 1123 amino acids. The record is from RefSeq and is a predicted model, not a curated record. Gene Ontology annotation, molecular function: protein binding; GTPase activator activity. Lineage: Eukaryota; Metazoa; Arthropoda; Insecta; Diptera; Culicidae.
GUGCCUGCUACUCGAAAAGAUGGGAACGAAAAUUUUACUCUUCCCUUUCGAGUGAAUCCUGUGGAGUCCCGGUGCACAGGUCGAACUAGAAUUGCUCGGAAAAUGGGACUGGUACUGUAUUUUUUCGCUAGAAAGUUUAAAAAAUAUUGUAAAGUAGUCUAAAGUGCGUGUAAGUGAUAUUCGCGAGGUUGUGGUGUGACCAGUUAACCUAACCUUUCAAAUGUUGAACGAACGUAGCAAAAAUGGCGAACCGAAGCAGAGUUUUUACAAGUGGUGAAAAUUGACAAGUUGUCUAGAGUUUAUAUUUAUCCAUUCAGCUUUCAAGCAGGAAAUGAAAAAUGAAACUGAUGUGUUCCGAAUCAGGAAUGUCGAAAAAGGGACCCAAAAAUAAAAAAAAAAGUCAUGUCCGCUUCCUUUGUGGACUUUUUUUUCCUGGUUACAUGUGUGUAAUUUGUGAUUGUAUAUGUUGGUUCGGAUGAAAAGCAACACUAUGACAGUUCACUGAAGCAACGUGAAGAAGAAACUGCUAGCAUUGUACAAGAGACCGAAGAGAAAAAAUGACAUCUCGUAUUCGAACAGCGGCGUAUUAUGAAAUGAAAUCAGCAGCUCCAAAAACAAAAGGUAACGACUGUGCCUUUUAGCACUUACAAAUGACCGAUCGAAGCAUCAAAGCGCACACCGUGUUAUCAAGUAUCACCAAGAGGCAGAAAGAGUGACAGAGCAAGCUUGCAGUUAGAAGCGAGGAGUGGAACGAACAAAACCUGGCAAACCUACGAAAAUAUAGUUUGUUUAGCAAUGCUCUACAAAACAUUUAUUGUUCAAAAGAAUAUACUAACAUCAAGUGUAUGAAGCAGGUUCACAAAUCACACGUAACACCCAUUCUGGGGAAGAAGUAACGAUACUGAUCACUGUAGCUAACAGUAGAUUAGUUGGACUGAACCGUCGAAGCAAAAGAAAUACUUGUUCGUGUUUGUCUAUGUGCGGUUCAUGUACCCACCACACCAACUGCAGCUAAUGGUGACGGUAGUGAACUAGUAAUACGAACCGGCAGUGGUAUUACAUUGAGUUUGUCAUAUAAUGCAGUCGAAUACUAGGUGCUACCGACCGACUGGCAGUUAUACUGCUGCCAAUGCCGACGAGCUUAGCUACCAGAAGGACGACAUCCUCGUGGUGUCGAAAACGUCGACCCGUGACAAUUGGUACGAGGCGGUAAAUGUGCACACCAAACAAAAAGGAUUAGUGCAGUUGCAUAGGUUAGUACGUUGCGAUGCCACUUUCUCCGAACAGUCGCCUGUUACCAGGCAUGUUUUUAUCGACGGUAUUAAAAUCGAUCACAACGAUGAAGAAUAUGAAUACUGUACUACUCAUGAUCCAAGCACUAGUAUGGAGCGAACCAGUGGUAAUAUCAAUAGCACCAGUGAGGGUGGUAACAUCGGCACUUACACCGAACUCGAUCGAAACACUGCGUUCGAGUAUAGGAUGGCAAAUCUCGAGCUCACCAAAUCCACCAAAAACAGCAAUAGUCAGGUGAAUCUGACCCCUUCCUGGACUACCCCUUGGGUUGUCAUGGAUGACGUCGAAGGGAACGCCGGUGCGGAUUUGGUUAAUAAAAUGGAUGAAUUUAGUAAUAAAAACAUUAACAAAUGUCACACGACCGUACCUGUUUAUUUUGUAACUCCUAUUAUCUGUUUACUUUGUCGCGACUACAUCUACGGCUUCGGAAUACAAGGACGACAGUGUAAAAAAUGCUGGUCGUGUUUCCACAACCAAUGCUUAUCGCAUGCCGCCAACGAAAUGUGCCAAAGAAAUCUUGACGUUUAUCCGACGAUGCCGACCACCUAUAGCACCGACAAGUCAAUUAACGAAUGGACGUCAGCGAACGUAUUGGAAUGGAUGGCUGCUAACAACUUCUACACCUACGCUGACGUGUUCAAAGCGAAAGAUAUAAAAGGCUGUGAUUUAUCGAAUUUGGACCGUGAUAAAUUAGGACAAAUGGGUAUUAAAAAUGAAUUCCAUCAGCAAACAAUCCUGGCGUCCAUAAAGGAUUUGCUGACGAGCGCGGAAAAGUCAAUCCAGUGUACCGGCACGCUGUGGACCACCAGCGGUGGCAGCAGCAAUGUUCCCGGUGAGGAUGGCGACACCCUGCUCGAUAAACACUCGCAUGAUCUGGUGGACCAUUCGUUUUCGAAGCAGGUUAAAUGUGAUAAGUGUCAGCAGUACUUGCGUGGACUGAUACAUCAGGGAUUGCUAUGUAAACUUUGUAAUCUCAUUGUCCAUCGACAGUGUUCGGCGACGGGACUUAAGCCUUGUGCAGCCGACGCUGGUAAAGGGAAACCAAUCGUGGCUACUUGGUGCCAAGAAGUCUUUGGUUUGGGACUGUGUCAGCAGUUUAACGUAGCCGAACUGCCGGCACCGCAGACCGUCAUAAUACUCUGCAAUGAAAUCGAGCAGAAAGCGAUGUGCAACAUGAAUCUAGAUCUGUACAAACUGUAUCGAACGACGCCGCCCAAUUACGAUGAGGUGAACAAACUGCGCGACUCGCUCAACGAGAAUCUAAUCAAUACCGAUCUCAGCGGCUACUCGCCAGAGUGCGUGGCUACGGUAUUGAAGAAGUUUCUACGCGAGCUGCCGGAUCCAAUUAUUCCGGUUAUGUUCUACGACAAAUUUGUCGAAACCUCAAAGAUUACCAGCGACGCCGUAGCAGUUGAGCAGCUGCGGUUGCACAUUCAAGACCUGCCCGUUUAUCACAAACUGACGCUCAAGUAUAUCAUGAUGCAUCUGAUACGAAUCUGUCGAAUGCAGUACCAGCGGGGGUUGAAGGAGCAACCGACGAUACUGAUACAAGUGUGGUGCCAUAUUCUGAUGCGUCCUCCUUGGGAGAAAAUCGUUCAAAUCGUGUACAACACGGAAAAUCACUUGCGAAUAAUGGAACUGCUCCUUUACAAAUUGGACUGGAAUGAAAAACUACCAGAAUUUCUAUCCGCUCCAGCAGUGCCUCCACGGAAAAUCUCUCGGAGUGCAGCCGUACUACAACAACAACAACAGCAAUCAGCAAGCCCGUCUUCCGGGAUGAAUAGUUUAAAGAAACCAGCAAUCACAUCACCGGCAGCUGUGAUACCAACGCCCCUCAUCGGGGGAGUAUAUAGUAAUACCAAUAGUGGUAGCACAAGUUCCGGCCCAAGUAUGAGUACUGCUCCCAGCAGUAAUAGCACCACGGUACCCAGCGAUGACCGGCGAUCAGUGUCACUGGUGCGAGCGGUAUGUGAUGCAAACACGCCUACGGAUCUCCGCGAAGCUGAAUGGUACUGGGGUAAGAUCACACGGGACGAAGCGAAGGAGAAAAUGACGGAUGCGCAGGACGGUUCGUUUUUGGUGCGGGACGCCACCAGCGGCGGCGGUGAGUACACGCUUACGCUGAGAAAAGACGGUGCAGAUCGUGUGAUCAAAAUCUAUCACAAUAUGGGAAUGUACGGGUUCACAAGAGACUGCACCCAUAAAAGUGUGGUAGAUCUCAUUAAUACCUAUCGGAAUGUGUCGCUAAAGAAUUACAAUACAAUCUUGGACAUCAUGCUGAGUUAUCCGAUCUCUCGACUCGAAGAUGAUAAUUUUAUCUCGAGUGCGGGAGACGAUGCACCGCGAUUAGCACAGAAGUUUAUCGAUGUGGUACAGCAAUUGAAUGAUAAGUUGCACGAACGUGCACGGUUAACUGAGGAAUACACCACGGCGAAGAAUCAGGUUGAUUUGAAAAAGCAGGCACAAGAAGCGUUUGCAGAAGCGGAAAAGUUAUUUAAUGAGCAACUAGCAAUUCAGGCCAAGUUUGAGAAGGAAGCGCAGCCCCACGAGAAGCAAGGUCUAAGCACUAACCAUCAACUAAUCGUAGAUCGGAUGCAAGAAUUGAACCAGUGCAAAAAUCAACUGCAGGCCGACAUGGAUAAGGAAAAGACUCGAAUUUGGACGCUUGAGCGUGAGAUUAACAAACUCAAUCCGGAAAUUAUCACGCUCAACCGGGUGAAGGAUCGCUACAUGGAAGAAAUGAAAUAUCAGGGUGUCAGUGACAGCCAAAUCAAACAGAUGUUAACCGAUGGCUACUAUUCGGUAAACCAAAGUAGCCACGAGCAGCCACACAACGAUGAAAACAGUUGGCUGCGACCAACGUUCAACCGACAGGAUGCGGAACAGUGGCUGAAUGGUAAACCAACUGGAACUUUCCUAAUACGAUCCAGAAGCGGUGGACAGUAUGCAUUGUCUAUCACCUGCAAUGACACAGUCAAUCAUUGCAUCGUGCAACGUACGGAACAGGGGUACGGUUUCGCGGAACCGUAUAACAUCUACGAUUCGCUGAAAUCGUUGGUGCUACAUUAUGCAAACAACUCUCUGGAGGAGCAUAAUGAUACGCUGCAGACGACACUUAAGUAUCCGGCGUUCGCCAGUACGCAGCAAUCAAACUAGACCUACAAUCCAUCUACUUCUUCUGAUUCUUCUGCGUCUUCUUAGAGGUUAAGUUAAACUUAUAAAGUUUUUUAAACUCCUCUCGAAUGAAUUGUUUUCUUAUAUUUUUUUUAAGAAAAGGGUAGGCACGAACAUCAACUCACAGAAAGUUUGUUUCGCUCGGAUAGGCAACGUAACGGCAGAACUAAUUGCACAAUAUAAGAAGAUGUUUGUACUGCAUCAAGCAUUCGUUUCCAUUUUUAUAUAGCUAGGAAAUUAUGAAAUAAAUACAUUGGAGAAUUAUCAAUAUCCCUGCUUAAAGGGAAGCUGA